Messenger RNA from Canariomyces notabilis, 2775 nucleotides. RefSeq lists its product as uncharacterized. The record is from RefSeq and is a predicted model, not a curated record. NCBI's taxonomy places the organism in Eukaryota, Fungi, Ascomycota, Sordariomycetes, Sordariales, Chaetomiaceae. The transcript is spliced from 7 exons. Bases 1 to 2775 code for a protein of 924 amino acids.
AUGGACGCCGCAGGCCAGGCCAGUGUUGGCGAACCGAACAAUGGCGGCAAGACCUGGCCCAAGGACUACCAGGACAUCUUGGCCGGCAUCGAGUCUGCCCUCAAGGCCAUCGAGGCACCGGGAACCUUUGCCAGUUUUGCCGGUCUUAAUAAUCCAAAUCUACAAGAUACCCUAGGGCUCCAUGUCCACGGCGUCGGCGACAUCCAGGUGCCUCUAAAGGAGGAACAAGCCCGUCAAUUGAUCGCCCAAUCCCGCCAGGCACCCUUCGGCAAAGGUACCGAAACCGUUGUUGACACUUCGCCACUGUGCAACAAGCUAGGCGUCAACUCGCCUAUCCGCGCCGAGCUCUACAAGAUGCUCAUCUACGAGACUGGCGCCAUGUUCAAGGCACAUACCGACACCGAGAAGAUCCCCGGCAUGUUCGGAACUCUGGUCAUUUGCCUUCCAUCCCCGCACGAAGGUGGCGAUGCGGUCGUGAGACAUCGCGGUCAAACGAAGACCUUCAAGACCUCAACCAGGCAACCAUCCGUGUUAUGCUGGUAUUCAGAUGUACAUCAUGAGCUCUUGCCCGUCACAUCUGGCUAUCGGUGGGUCUUAACCUACAACCUCGCCAUUUCCCCUGACGAGGAGAGGCCGUGUGCCUCCAUUUUUGAUGAGGAAACACAAAAGUUGCGGGACCAGCUACAACGAUGGCUUGACUUCCACAAUUUACCGGAGAGGCCCAAGGGUGAGCCAGACGGUGAAACCCACCACAUCUACCACCUGCUCGACUACGAAUAUACCGAAGCUAGUAUCUCCCUCAAGGCACUCAAGUCCACAGACCUCGCUCGCGUACAGCGUCUGAGAGACUUGUCCAAUGAGCUAGAGUUUGACAUCUUUCUCGCCGUUCUUGAGAAAAUGGAAACUGGCGAAGUUGAAAAUGAUUAUGACGACUACCGCGGCUUCGGAAAGUGGUACAAUGAUGAAGACGAGGAGGAUGAGGGCGAGGACGAGGAAGACUUCCACUACAUUGAUUGCCCUACCGAGCAAGAGGAAUGUAUCAAGAAGCUUGUGAGCUUGGACGGCCGCAAACUCCGCUCAAAUAUUAAGCUCCAAGAUGGCGAUCUGUAUGACUGCCUCCACCUGAUUCCAGAAUGCACAGAUCCAUUCGAGUGUAUAGACGGCGAAGAAGAGUACGAGGGUUAUAUGGGCAACUGGGGUCCCACAGCAACUCACUGGUAUCGCACAGCCGCCGCUAUACUCACCCUACGUAACGUCACCGACGCCUUUCUUACGCAGGGCCUUGGGAGAAAAGGCUCGCAGGAGUUGCUCACUCGCUACCUAGCCAACCUGGGGGCCUGCCACGCCGGGCUGUUACGAGACGAGAAAGGUCAAUCGUGCACUUGUUCACCUGACCAUGGAAACGGCCAUUACCUCCGCGAGUACACGCUGUUUAAUAGCAUCAUGGGGUGGUUGGACGCCGAGAGCAUUAUCGAGGACAUCUUAACUCUCGUUGGCGACUCGAUUGACGCUGGGACGCUGGAGUUUGGGGAGAUCAAGACGAGUUUGCUCGGCCAUCUUCAAAGAUGUCCAUUGCACGACCGUGCGAGCCGCCUGCAAAAGAUAUUGCCACCGGGUAAAAUGGAGAAAUUCGAGCCAGACGUGUUUACAUGGGCUGCUGAAGUCAUUGAUAUGUGCCUCACCGACAUUGAGAGAGCCGCAAGGCCAACACUCUCUCGGAACAAGAUGGCCAUGGCAUCCCUUCUCCCCGUCAUCGAGGGCGCAACCACCAUGACUCCCUUCGUCUUUGCUGUCGUUCAAGAACUGGACGCCCAGAACGGCAAAGGAGCACUUCCGCAGCCCGAAACCCUUGAUCUGAUCAGACGACUCACCAAAUCUUCGAUUUCCGCCAUGGACAUCGCCACCCUGUGCAGCAUCGAGGGCUUUAAAGACCCUGUGUGGGAUACCAUAACCAAUGGCCCAAUUAUACCUGCCGAGCAACGUGGCCGAGUCAUUUCCCCUGAGCACCUGGCAAUGAUUUUCCUUAUGGCGCUGAAACUUGGCUGGGAUGACAUCCUCCGCAGCCUGUCGCUGAAGAUUGCCGCUCAGAUCCCUGCUGUACCCCCUGAAGAGUUCAAUUUCCUCUGGCUGCCCUUUCUUCACCUCAUAACCUCCAUAUUCCUCGAACAGUCCGUUCCGCUCUCAACCCCGAGAUACCAGCAACUUGCCCUAGCCAUCGUCGAGUCCUACCUCGACCGCUAUGUAGGCCCGGAGUCGCACCCCGGAGAAAAUGAUUGGGCUAUGCCUGACAUCAAGCGCUCCCUGUACUACGCUUGCCGGUGCAAUGAUUGUGAGCUGCUAAUGGCCUUCCUCAAAUCAUCUACCUUGAGGACCAAAAAGUUCCAGUGCGGAAAGGAUCGGAGGCGACACCUCCACGACAUACUGGACAGCUACGGCAGCGCCGUUAGCCACGAGACGGAUCGGUCGACGAACCCUAAUACGCUGGUCGUUAUCAAGCGCAGCAGCGGAGCUCAGGAUGGUAGGCGGGCGUGGGAAGCCAGGAGAAACGUGGCCACGACGGAAUUGGGCAAGCUCAAGCAGUCGGAGUUGAUGGAGUUGCUAGGGGAGGAAGACUAUAAGAAGAUUGUGAAGAGACUGCCAGGCCUAGCUCUCAGCGACAGUGCUUUCCGUGCCUCUUCUGGCAAUAGCGCCGCGGGUGUGAAACGGAAGGCCGAAGAUGAGUUGACUGACCGUGACAGACUGGCAGAUUUCUUGUCCGGAAGGGUAGAGUGGUGA